Messenger RNA from Oikopleura dioica, 570 nucleotides. NCBI's taxonomy places the organism in Eukaryota, Metazoa, Chordata, Appendicularia, Copelata, Oikopleuridae. The record is from the annotation of a GenBank genome assembly.
AUGAGUCCAAAAGCCGACAUGACGAAGAGAAAAUUAGUUGUUGUAGGCGAUGGAGCUUGUGGCAAAACCUGUCUUCUUAUCGUUUUCAGCAGGGAUGAGUUUCCCCGAGCAUACAUUCCAACUGUAUUUGACACGUAUAUUUCGCAGAUGGAAGUCGGCGGCAGAGAAGUUCAACUUACACUUUGGGACACGGCCGGGCAAGAGGAAUUUGACCGUCUUCGGCCGCUGAGCUAUCCUGACACUGAUGUUAUUCUGAUCUGUUUCUCCGUCGAUUCCCGCGACUCACUAGAAAACGUAUCAAGAAUAUGGGUGCCUGAAAUAAUGCAUUUCUGCCCCAACAUCCCCUUCAUUCUUGUGGCGAAUAAAUCCGACCUGCGCGACGAAGACAAGGACCAUAUAACGUACGAGGAAGGGCUAAGUGUUGCCAACCAAAUCAAGGCGCAAGGAUAUCUUGAAUGCUCAGCCAAAACAAAAACUGGAGUGAGGGAAGUCUUCGAAGUCGCUGCAAAAGCGGCUUUACAGAAAAAGCAAUCGAAAAAGCCCAAUUGGUGUGGCUGCAACCUAAUCUAA